AUGAAUGCGUUGAUCGAACUUGAUGAUGAAUUGCGACGGACUCAAAUGAAUGGGACGACGUACGAUGCGACGUCAUCUGAAGCUCCAACAUCUGCUCCAGUGGAGAGAGCUGCGAACGCGUUGGCGAUGAGAACGAAAGCAAGAAGAGUUGCGAUCCAGUGGCUCAUUGUAGCGAGAGUACGAGAGGAGACGAUUACCUGA
Molecule: messenger RNA, 201 nt
Organism: Caenorhabditis remanei
Lineage: Eukaryota; Metazoa; Nematoda; Chromadorea; Rhabditida; Rhabditidae
Exons: 2
Coding region: 1-201 (66 amino acids)
Source: RefSeq, a predicted model, not a curated record